This is a messenger RNA of Pelagomonas calceolata, 1705 nucleotides long. NCBI's taxonomy places the organism in Eukaryota, Pelagophyceae, Pelagomonadales, Pelagomonadaceae. The record is from the annotation of a GenBank genome assembly.
GCGUCGUUUCACCUAGCUCGGACCGUUGGGACCAAGCCCGAUAUUGCGCUAACUGAAUUAGCCGCAAACUCAGGCGCCAAAAGUCGCGCGCCGCCAAAAUCAUUGAGAUAUAGCCCAGAGGUCCUACACGUUGAGGAUACGUCGACGCGGCGCGGUGCGCACAAAAAAUGGCAGACCCAUUCGCUGACGCGGCGGACUACUUCGGCGACGACGCCGCGCCGACGCCGCCGCGGCCGGCCCUCUUCCCCGCGCCCAGCGCGGAGGAGGUCGCCGAGGCCAAGGCGCGCAAGGAGGCGGCCGCCGCGACGCCCGAGUCCUCUCCGCCGCCGCCGCCGGCGCGCAAGCGCCCGAAGCAGCGCGGCCUGCGCGUCGGCGCGUGGUCGGACGAGGAGGUCGCCUACGCCGAGCGCGUGUCGGACUUGUAUCGGCAGGGCAAGCUCCCGAACUGCCCGGAUGGGACAACAUUAAGGAGCCUCCUCGCCACGCUGCUCAACUGUCAGCCGAUGCGAAUCAGUAAGAAGCUGUGUGGAAAUCAACCAGUGAGUUAGGUUAUCCCGAGAAAUAUUGCGUGGACCUUCGUGAGCCUCCACGCCAUCGAGCCGACGUGGCCACGGGGACGUGGAAUCUCCACGCCAUCGAGCAGAUGCAGUUACGGAGACGACGUCGCGUCGAUGGCGUGGGGCGCCCGAAAUUUGAUUUCCACACAGGUAAGAAGUACUCGGGCGAGGCCUGGGCGCACCGCGGGAAGCGGCCCUACCGCCACGUGGGUCCGCCUGAUGCGGCGACGGUCGACGGCCUGUUCCGCGUCGAGAACGCCUUCCACCGCGCGCUCCGGCCGGGCGCGACGCUCCACACGUCGCUCCUCGGCACGUCGGGACUUGUGUGGAAAUCAACGCCAUCGAGCCGACGUCGCGUGACUCGCGUACAUCGAGUAGACGAAACUUGAGUUCCCAUAGGUCGGGCCUAGCCACGCCCGCUGGCGCGGCGACGCGCGUGCGCGACGGCCUGCCCGCGACGGAGAGCCGGCUCUCCGUGAUCGAGGCGCCGUCGCCCAAGAAGCCGCGCGGCGACGCCUACUGGGGCUCGCCCGAGUCCGCGCCCGUACCGGCCCCGCUCUUCGCGGAGCCGCCCACGCCGCCGCCGCCGCCGCCGGCCCCGCUCUGGGCGCCCUUCGAGCCGCAGCCGCUCCAACCGCCGCCGCCGGCGACGCCGCCGCCGCACGUCGCGGCCGCGGCCCAGCGCCUCAUUGACUCCUUGCACGCGGCGCUCGCUGGCCCCUGUGUGGAAAUCAAAUUGAGGGCGCCCCACGCGAUGUUGUCCCCGUGACCGCGUCGGCUCGAUGGCGGAACCUAACUCACUGGUUGAUAUCCACACAGGCGGGCCCGAGCCCGCCUUCUUUGGAAGACCUCCGCCUCCGCGCGCCGGCCCUCUACGCGCAGGCCGUGGCCGCGGCCGCGGCGGGCGCGAGCGCGCCGUUCUGAGGACGGUGCGCGGACGACCUUGCCUCUCGGUCGUAAAACACGGUGCCCCACGAGCUCGCCACUCGCUCGCGAAACACGGCACAAGCACCCCGUGCGCGUCCGGCGUCCGCCUUCGACUCGCGGAGCUCGACUCACCUUGCGAUGCCCGCGCAGACAACCCCCUCGACGAGCCCGCCUCUCGCUCGGAAAACACGGCGCAUUCCGCCCCCCUGGACAUAGUAUGA